ACCUAUGUCCGUCUAUCUGCCUAUCCGUCCGUCCCUCUGUCCGUCUGCCUGGCUAAAAUACUUUAUUACAGGUGCCUAUAGAGAGCAUCGAUGAAAGAAGAAGAGCCCUACAAGCUGCAUGUCAGCGAAGGGAGAAUCCGCCCUUUGCGAACCUGUCCGAUAGAGCACGCCAAGAAGUAUUGCAUCACAUGCUUGUCAAUGACGACUACGGUAUUUUAUUCUGCUAUGUGCCCAAAGUCGGCUGCUCCAACUGGAAACGAGUUAUAAUGGUACUAGAUGGCUGGGUCGAUGAUCCUGAAACUGUUAGCGGGAAGCCACUCGAUGUUCUCCCCAUAAGGCUGACCAAGUUCUCAAACGAGCAAGUAGAGUACAGACUUAAGUAUUACAAGAAGUUUAUGUUCGUUAGGAACCCACUCGACCGAAUUAUCUCGGCCUACAAGGACAAACUCACCGGAGAUAAUGACUAUUAUCAAGCCUACCGUGUAAACUGGAUCAUAGAUAAAUUUCGCGCCGAAAAUCAACGUGCCAACGGUUCAAAAGGUGCGACUUUGGAAGAGUUUUUCAAGUUUUUAUCAACAAGAGAUCCGGCCGAUAUGGAUAACCACUGGAUGCCUUUCAAAAAUCUUUGCCAGCCAUGUGCUAUCGACUACGAUUUCAUAGGGAAAAUCGAGAAUCUAAAGGAGGAUGCGGACGAGAUUCUUCGACGACUUAAUUUGAGCGAGAUCGUAAAGUACCCGCGAAAACAGAGCGUGUAUAUAGAGAAAGCGCGCCAUAUGCCAAGCACCGCCGACCUGCUUUCGCAGCUACCACUGUCGCUUAUUCAAGCUGUUUUAAAAAUUUUCGAAGAAGAUUUUGAGCUCUUUUUAUAUCAUAACCCAUAUAGUGUCUGAAGCCAGAUCUCACUGAUAUCAAGGGUUGAAGCAUAUAGCAUAGUACUAAAUCACUAGAAUUAAGCUGCUAUGUUUGGGGGAGGGUUGCUAUUUUUUGAGCGUCGAUUUUGGGGAGGGCCUCAAAUUUUGAUGCAGGGUUUAGGAGAGGGCUUUAUUUUUUAACAGGUAUUCUGAUCAAUUUCCGAGCCUCCUACAAUUCUGGAAUUUCAAAAUGUUCUAAAUUUUCAUUUGGCUGGCAUUGAAAAUCAUUAUAUCCCCUAAGAUGUAGCUUCUACUAUUUGAAUCUUUUUCAGUUGUUUUAUUAACACUUCCAUUACUGAAUUCACAAAUUUCAAUUCAUGUUAAUGUCCCCCCCCCCUACUAACUUUUCAGAUUGGUGGUAUGAAAACAUAUGUAAAUAAGUUUUCAGCUAGGAAGGAGGUAAUGAUGUUGUUUUCUAUUUAGGUUAACAAUAAUUAGCAGUUCAUAUAUUUCAAAAUGGCAAAUUAUUGUUCUCGAUGAUAAACUCCUAACUAUUUAGAGAAUAAUCCUUACCCAAAUAAUGCAAACCUCACCAUAACCGCUAUUUUCAUUCAGUCAAGCUGCUACCACCCACACAACACCGAUUGACUCAAAGAAUACAUUUCCAUCGGUUAAUUCAAGCAGGUAACUGUAAAACUUUAAAUCGAAUAUCAUUAAUAAAGUAUCAGACUUUUC
This is a messenger RNA of Nematostella vectensis (starlet sea anemone), 1586 nucleotides long. Its product is annotated as carbohydrate sulfotransferase 14. NCBI's taxonomy places the organism in Eukaryota, Metazoa, Cnidaria, Anthozoa, Actiniaria, Edwardsiidae. Gene Ontology annotation, cellular component: membrane. The transcript has 2 exons. Bases 189 to 890 code for a protein of 233 amino acids. Gene Ontology annotation, biological process: carbohydrate biosynthetic process. The record is from RefSeq and is a predicted model, not a curated record. Gene Ontology annotation, molecular function: sulfotransferase activity.